Molecule: messenger RNA, 2115 nt
Organism: Anopheles marshallii
Lineage: Eukaryota; Metazoa; Arthropoda; Insecta; Diptera; Culicidae
Gene: Alg12
Product: probable Dol-P-Man:Man(7)GlcNAc(2)-PP-Dol alpha-1,6-mannosyltransferase
Exons: 6
Coding region: 1-2115 (704 amino acids)
Biological process (GO): protein N-linked glycosylation
Cellular component (GO): endoplasmic reticulum membrane
Molecular function (GO): alpha-1,6-mannosyltransferase activity
Source: RefSeq, a predicted model, not a curated record
AUGUCGUUGCUGGUGUUUCUGAUUGCAGCGGCCCAUUGCGUGUACACACCAUUCACGAAGGUUGAGGAAAGCUUCAACCUGCAGGCAAUCCACGAUCUACUCUACCACCGGACGAAUCUUACCGAGUACGAUCAUCAUGAGUUUCCGGGCGUGGUGCCACGCACCUUUCUGGCACCGAUGUUCAUCACGUUCCUGGUGACGCCAAUCGCAACGCUGCUCGAAAUGUUCGAGAUCAACAAGUUUUGGAUGCAAUAUGCAGUUCGAUUUACUCUUGCCGCCACGGUCGUGUUUGCUUGGAACCGGUUAAAGGUGACGAUUCUUCACAAGUUUGGCGUUACGGUCGGUGUUUGGUUCAUGCUGAUCACCGCCACCCAGUUCCAUUUCAUGUUCUACAUGAGCCGGCCCUUACCUAACAUAAUGGCCCUACCGCUCGUGCUGCUCGCGAUCGACUUUUGGUUAAACCGGUGCGUCAAACGCUUCAUCUGCUGUUCCGGUGCUGCGAUCAUAAUUUUUCGCGCCGAACUUGCGAUGUUGCUUGGGCUGUACUUGCUGUACGAUAUCUACUACAAGCGGAUCUCAUUGCCAGUGUUCCUGCGUACUGCCAUACCGGCCGGUGUGUUUCUAAUCGCACUUACCAUCACCGUCGACAGUUUCUUCUGGCGUCGGUUACUGUGGCCUGAAGCGGAAGUGUUCUGGUUUAACACCAUCCAGAACAAAAGCUCCGAAUGGGGCACAUCGCCCUUCCUGUGGUACGUGUAUUCUGCGCUGCCCCGUGCGAUGGGCCUUUCGAUCGUGUUUGUACCGUUGGGGUUGUAUCUGGAGACACGCAUCCGGUCACUGGUGGUACCUGCUGUGGUGUUUGUACUUCUGUUUUCUUGCCUGCCGCACAAGGAGCUCAGGUUCAUCAUCUACGUGUUUCCACUGUUUAAUGUGGCUGCCGCCUGUGCGUGUAAUCGGCUGUGGCUUAAUCGACAGAAGAGUUUGUGGAACAAAUUCCUUUCGUUUGUAUGUAUCGGCCAUCUGUUCGGAAACACACUGCUCACGAUGUUUCUGCUACUGGUGGCCGGUACUAACUAUCCCGGCGGUGUAGCCAUCUCCAGAUUCCAUCGCCUAGCAGCCGGAGAAAUGAACGUAUCCGUCCACAUCGAUAAUCUCUCCGCCCAAAGUGGCGUUUCGCGGUUCGCUCAAAUUAAUCCCGACUGGACUUACAGCAAACUGGAGAACCUCCGACCAGACGACGAAAUGUUGCACCGGUUUGAUUAUCUGCUAACGGAGGCACAGGACAAGUAUUCCGACAAGAUGCGCGUCCUGUCGCAGACGCAUGAAAUCGUCGAGUUUGUCGAGUGUUUUAGCAGCAUCGGGUUGCAGUACCGGUCGGUGCUGCCGGUAAAAAUUAAAACCAAACCGUGCAUCUUUAUUAUGCGCCGCCGGUAUGAUCUCGCAAGCGAUCGGUUACGGUGGUCGUCCAUGUUGGAAGGUGGCUUGGAUGGUAUAUCGAACGACGAACCCACCGUGCCUCGUACCGAACAGGAUGACGAAGACGAGGAUGAGGAGGAAGAAGCGAAUGAAGAGGCAGACGAGGAAGAAGAGGAGCAUGUUGAAACUAACGACGAAGAACAAACAGUGCCAGUCGAUGAUGAAGCUAAGGACAACAUUGUAGAAACGGUGGACGAAGAAAAGCGACCGGAAAGACGGAAACGAAGCCUCUUCAAAAACGCAGCUUUUCGGACUAAUUCCAAACGAUCUGGCCUUUUACCGCUACCGAAGCUUCGGUCUAUUAAUGGGAAGGAGGUUACCGACCGCUCGGACAACAGCAAUCAACCGAGCGCAGCAAUAGACGACGAAGAGGAUGAAGCGGACGAUGAGGCGCUAAAGUCAGCGGAACGAAUCAAACAUUCUGCUUCCCAUCAACAACAGAGUACAUCCAACGGUCGGUUGAAGGACGCGCGUAAGCUCAUAAAGGAGGAAAGGAUGCGUAGGAUGGCAAGCAAGCUAACGAAGGCGAGUUUCAGCGAGGUGUGCAAUCUGGACCGGAUGUCGAUGAAGGAGUGCCUCAAAAAGUUGAUCGACGACAGUGGCACACUAGCGGACGAACUGGAUGACGAGGAGGAUUAG